Henningerozyma blattae CBS 6284 is the source of this 906-nucleotide messenger RNA. RefSeq names its product thymidylate synthase (gene CDC21). The coding region runs from base 1 to 906 and encodes 301 amino acids. The transcript has a single exon. Gene Ontology annotation, cellular component: mitochondrion; cytosol. Gene Ontology annotation, molecular function: thymidylate synthase activity. Gene Ontology annotation, biological process: dTMP biosynthetic process. The record is from RefSeq and is a predicted model, not a curated record. NCBI's taxonomy places the organism in Eukaryota, Fungi, Ascomycota, Saccharomycetes, Saccharomycetales, Saccharomycetaceae.
AUGACCAGUACUAGUACCAACCCAGAAGAAGAUCAAUAUCUACAGUUAUGUAGAAGGAUUAUCGAAGAAGGCGAAUCAAGACCAGAUAGAACAGGAACUGGGACUCUAUCGCUUUUUGCCCCACCUCAACUCAGGUUUGAUCUUUCUAAUGAUACUUUCCCUCUACUGACUACUAAACGUGUUUUUACAAAAGGUAUUAUAUUAGAGUUAUUAUGGUUUAUUAAUGGUUGUACGGAUGGUAAAAAAUUAUCUGAUAAAGGUGUUAAAAUUUGGGAAGGAAAUGGAUCUCGUGAGUAUUUAGAUAGUCUAGGGUUGACUGAUCGUCGUGAAGGUGAUCUAGGCCCUGUUUAUGGAUUCCAAUGGCGUCAUUUUGGUGCUGAGUAUAAAACAUGUGACGACGAUUAUUCCAACAAAGGUGUUGACCAAUUGGCAGAAAUCAUCGACAAGAUUAAAAAUAAACCUUAUGAUCGCCGUAUCAUUCUAAGUGCAUGGAAUCCACCAGAUUUUCCUCAGAUGGCUUUGCCGCCAUGUCACGUAUUAGCUCAAUUUUAUGUUAGUUUUCCAACCAACUCAAAGAAGCCACGUUUAUCUUGCCAAUUAUACCAACGUUCAUGUGAUAUGGGCCUUGGUGUUCCAUUUAAUAUUGCUUCUUAUGCAUUAUUAACCAAAAUGCUGGCUCAUGUAUGUGAUAUGGAAGCUGGAGAAUUUAUACAUACUAUGGGUGAUGCUCAUGUUUAUAAAGAUCACAUUUCUGCUCUUGAAGAACAAAUAGCAAGAGAGCCAAAGAAAUUUCCAAAGUUAAGAAUAACACGAGAUGUAAAAGAUCUUGAUGACUUCAAAUAUGAAGAUUUUGUCAUCGAAGAUUAUCAUCCUCAUGCCAAAAUUCAAAUGAAAAUGAGUGUAUAA